CUUUGUUAUAGGAACAUGAAAGCACAACUGUUGGAUUAAUGCUUGGCCUCGCUGUUUCUCAUAGAGGGACCAUGCAUCCAGUAAUAUCAAAGUCCCUUUAUGUUCAUAUUCCUGCCAGGCUUCCAUCUUCAGUGGAGUUGGAGUUACCAACAAUUCUGCAGUCGGCAGCAUUAAUGUCAGUGGGACUUCUUUAUGAAGGAUCAGCUCAUCCGCAAACUAUGCAGAUUCUUCUGGGUGAAAUAGGUCGCAGAAGUGGAGGUGAUAAUGUUCUUGAAAGGGAGGGUCAUGCGGUUUCUGCUGGAUUUGCUUUGGGCCUUGUUGCAUUGGGUCGAGGAGAUGAUGCACUUGGUUUCACAGAUACCUUGGUUGGUCGAUUAUUCCACUACAUUGGUGGCAAAGAAGUUCACAAGGAAAGAUCACACUUCUUAUCACUGUCAACGGAUGAGCAAAACCGUAGUGCUGGGCAGAUGAUGGAUGGAACCAUGGUCAAUGUUGAUGUCACUGCACCUGGAGCUAUUAUUGCCCUUUCUUUAAUGUUUUUAAAGACUGAAUCAGAGGCAAUUGUUUCUAGGCUUUCCAUCCCUCAAACACAUUUUGAUUUGCAAUAUGUGCGGCCUGAUUUCAUUAUGCUUCGUGUCAUUGCUCGGAAUUUAAUAAUGUGGAACAGAGUUCACCCCUCUGAAGAUUGGAUUCAGUCCCAGAUUCCUGAAAUUGUCAAACAUAGCAUCGAUGCCCUUAGAGAUGAUAACAGUGAUGUUGAUGAAAUGGAUGCAGAAACCUUUGUCCAGGCCUAUGUCAAUAUAGUGGCUGGGGCAUGUAUUUCUCUUGGGUUAAGAUUUGCUGGUACAAAGAAUGCAAAUGUGCAGGAGUUACUUUAUGAAUACGCUGUCUACUUCCUAAAUGAGAUCAAGCCUGUUUCCGGUACAAGUCGAAAUGCCUUUCCAAAGGGAUUGUCUCGCUAUGUAGAUCGAUGCACGCUAGAAAUAUGCCUUCACCUGGUUGUUCUUUCCUUGUCUGUGGUAAUGGCUGGUUCAGGACACCUACAAACUUUUCGGUUGUUGAGAUUUCUUCGCAGUCGAAAUUCUGCAGAUGGCAAUGCAAAUUAUGGCAUCCAGAUGGCAGUAAGUUUAGCCAUUGGCUUCUUGUUUCUUGGGGGUGGAAUGCGAACAUUUUCAACGAGCAACAGUUCUAUUGCUGCUUUAUUGAUUUCUCUUUAUCCACGCUUGCCUUCUGGACCAAAUGAUAAUCGCUGCCACCUUCAGGCAUUUAGGCAUUUGUACGUCCUUGCAACGGAAUCUCGCUGGAUUCAGACUGUCGAUGUUGACACUGGUCUCCCUGUGUAUGCCCCUCUUGAAGUUACUGUCAGAGAAACUGAACAUUAUUCAGAAACAAGCUUUUGUGAAGUUACUCCUUGCAUUCUGCCAGAACGUUCUAUUUUGAAGACAGUUCGUGUUUGUGGACCUCGAUACUGGCCUUUAGUGAUAGAGCUGGUACCUGAAGAUAAACCUUGGUGGAGUGCUGGGGAUAAGAAUGACCCAUUUAAUUCUGGUGUUAUCUAUAUCAAACGGAAGGUUGGAGCUUGUUCGUAUGUGGAUGAUCCUGUAGGGUGUCAGUCCUUGAUGUCACGUGCGAUGCAUAAGGUGUUGGGUUUGACAAGUUUAGGAGCAUCUGAUCCAAAUAUCAAUAACAACAGUGGUCCUAAUUCUGUUACUGUUGAUCAGUUGGUCAGUACCUUUUCAUCUGAUCCUAGCUUAAUUGCUUUUGCACAACUUUGCUGUGACCCUUCCUGGAAUAGCAGAUUUGAUGGUGAUUUCCAGGAAUUUUGUUUGCAAGUUCUAUUCGAGUGCAUAAGCAAGGAUAGACCGGCUCUGUUGCAGGUCUACUUGUCAUUAUACACGACGGUUAGGUCAAUGGCCGAGCAGGUCACCAAUGACAAUGUCAUUGUAAGUGACUCGCUCCUUAUAUCCAAUUUGAAGCUUGUGCUCGCCUAUAAUGAAGCUCUGUUAAGUGGAAGAUUAUCUGCUUCAAGAGGAGGCAUUGUUCAACCAAUCUUCAUGGGGUCUCUUAGGAAGCGAGUGGAAGACAUUCUUAGUUGUUCAGAUGGAUUUAAAAUUGAUUUGAGAAAGUAUCUGAACUCAGGAAGAUGGCAUGACGAAGAAGAAUCCAAAGAAGAGAAAAAUUUAGUACUACUUUCAUGGUAUCUUAAGUGGUUCAGCGUGCCGGUUCCAUCCCUUAUCAAGUCGGCCGUGGAGAAAAUCAAGCCCAAUCUAGUUUCAUCAUCUUUGGUUCCUUUGUUGCGUUUGUUAUUUCCAACCACUCACAUCAAUGCCCUUGGUGAGAUAGAUAAGUUGUUCUCUUCCAACAACUGA
Pistacia vera is the source of this 2369-nucleotide messenger RNA. Its product is annotated as anaphase-promoting complex subunit 1-like. Gene Ontology annotation, biological process: protein K11-linked ubiquitination; metaphase/anaphase transition of mitotic cell cycle; anaphase-promoting complex-dependent catabolic process. Gene Ontology annotation, cellular component: anaphase-promoting complex. The transcript has 20 exons. The record is from RefSeq and is a predicted model, not a curated record. Lineage: Eukaryota; Viridiplantae; Streptophyta; Magnoliopsida; Sapindales; Anacardiaceae. Bases 39 to 2369 code for a protein of 776 amino acids. Gene Ontology annotation, molecular function: molecular adaptor activity.